GAAUACCGUCACCGGCUUAUGGUCCUCUCCGUGACGCCGGCCACCCAAAUUAUGGUUUUGUUUUACUUUUUGCCUCCCAUCGUCACAUUUUUCCUCAAUCCAUCGCCAUCACGCCAGCUCAACCUUCCUCUGGGUCUGGGUAUACCAAACCCCCUCUCUCUCCUCGGAAUCACCCCUAAUGACGUCACACGGGCACUUGUUUACCUUUGUAUUAGCGUCUCCAUUGCGACCCAGUUCUAUGUCGCACACAUCGGCACAUUGCUCGUAUUCAUAACUGUGGACGCCUUGAAGACUGCGUUUUUUUUAAGUGGGAUUAGUUUUGAAACCAUUGGCCAUGACGACUUUUCACAAAGGGAGCAAUUCGUGAGCGCCGUCACACAUCAUCAACGUCUGUUCAGGUUGACCUCAAAAGUGAAGGAAGUUGUUGAGCCCAUACUGGAAAUAACUUUGACUGGAGCCAUGACAUUUGGUGUAAUUGGUGGAUUAGCAAUUAUUCAGGACUUUCGAGAUAACUUCAAAAUGAUAGCCGCUAUCGUAACAAGUCUUGGAUUUAUUUACGCUUAUUUCAUUUUAAUGGGCUCUACCUCUCACAUGUACACGCAGCUGAUGUACAGUUUUUAUAUCGCUUUGAAUUCUGCAACUUUAAAAUACAACAAGAACAUCAAUCUUCAUUCUGUAACAAAUCAUCAUGGUUAG
Bemisia tabaci is the source of this 696-nucleotide messenger RNA. Lineage: Eukaryota; Metazoa; Arthropoda; Insecta; Hemiptera; Aleyrodidae. The record is from RefSeq and is a predicted model, not a curated record.